UGCUGCUCUGACUAUCAGGGGAUUCAGUUUGUGAAAAGGCUUCAGAAACUAACAUCAAAGGAGGUCGUGAGAGCUGAAGUGGCAGCUUAUUAUGAUGAUUUUGAUGAGGCAGAAAGAUUGUAUAUACAAAUGGACAGAAAGGACCUUGCAAUUGAGCUAAGAGUAAAGUUAGGUCACUGGUUUCGUGUGCUGCAGUUACUGAAGUCUGAUGGAUCUUUAGCUACUGAUGUACAAAUGGCUCAAGCAUGGAAUUCCAUUGGUGACUAUUAUGCAGAGAGAGAUAUGUGGGAACAUGCAUUGGGGUAUUACACUCAGGCUAGCAACACAGAGCUAAUGGCUAAAGCCUUCUUUAUACUGGAGAAGUUUGAUUCACUGGAAUCACUAGCAGAUGGCCUACCAGUCAACCAUCCUUUAUUACCA
Messenger RNA from Amphimedon queenslandica, 420 nucleotides. Its product is annotated as WD repeat-containing protein 35-like. The record is from RefSeq and is a predicted model, not a curated record. The annotation marks the transcript as partial. The transcript has 5 exons. Lineage: Eukaryota; Metazoa; Porifera; Demospongiae; Haplosclerida; Niphatidae. Gene Ontology annotation, molecular function: protein binding.